This is a messenger RNA of Paracoccidioides lutzii Pb01, 2805 nucleotides long. Its product is annotated as trehalose-phosphatase. Gene Ontology annotation, cellular component: alpha,alpha-trehalose-phosphate synthase complex (UDP-forming); cytosol. The record is from RefSeq and is a predicted model, not a curated record. The transcript is spliced from 3 exons. The coding region runs from base 1 to 2805 and encodes 934 amino acids. Gene Ontology annotation, biological process: fungal-type cell wall organization; trehalose biosynthetic process; cellular response to heat. Gene Ontology annotation, molecular function: catalytic activity.
AUGGCUUCUCAGGAUGGCGUUCCCCGGAGCGGGCAAAAUGAUAGUGACAUGGAUGCUUCGAAUGCCAAAUCGUCGGUAGCUGCGGCGACGAGUUCAAGAGCUACUAGUGAAAGCCACCUUCCGACCAAUGCUGGAGACAACACCGCCCGUCUUAUGUCCGACUUGCAGACUGGAAAUCUAGAAAAGCGUCCAGAGAACCCGACAGAGGCUGCCAUGGGCGUAAAAUCCGGAGCGGAUCUCCUGCGUCGUUUGAGCCUUGUAUAUUCUUCAAAACCUUCAGCCCCUUCGAUUGAUCCCCAAGCAGCACAUCCAGGUCUCCGUUUGACGGGAAGAAUCAUUAGUGCAGCUUUUUGCAUUCCGUACAAGCUCGUAAUUCACCCUGGUGAAGAUUGGGAACUCAACCACCGUCCAGGCACUUCUGCCUUGUUUGAUUCAUUUUCCUUCCUUGCGUCUCCCAACACCCAAUGGGAUCACACUUUGGUGGGUUGGACUGGUGAGAUCGAACGAAUUCAACAAACUGAUACAUCACGAUCAAAUACCCCUGGCCAGCCACUACCCGCUCAAACCGUCUCUCCGCCACAGAGCAAAGCUUCGGCACCUGUCCCAAUCGACCCUUCCGAGAAGCCAAGUUACAUCGUUCAGGAUAGAGUAUGUGUAUCAGAGCAGGAUCGGAUUCGCCUUGAGGAACAGCUAAACAACAGCAAGUUCGGAAAGGUGCUUCCGAUCUGGCUAACGGAUGAACAAGAUUCUCCGCAUGAACCAAUGCAUCUCAAGGACCAGGGGAGAUGGCGGCGAUAUGCUGAAAGAGAACUUUACCCUGUUCUCCAUUAUAAACAACAUGGCCCCAUUGAUGGCUGGUCUGAACAGAAAUGGUGGACGGACUAUGUAAGACUCAACAAGCGAUUCGCUGACCGCAUUUUGGAGACGUACACUCCUGGUGAUAUCAUUUGGAUUCAUGACUAUCAUCUGUUCCUUCUCCCGAGUAUUCUGCGCCAAAUGUUUCCGAACAUCUAUAUCGGUUUCUACCUCCAUACACCCUUUCCAAGCAGCGAAUUCAUGAGAUGCCUUUCGAAAAGGAAAAACAUCCUGACCGGCGUUCUUGGGGCAAACAUGAUAGGUUUUCAAACCUUUUCCUAUUCUCGACAUUUUGCUUCCUGCUGCACGAGAAUAUUAGGCUUUGAUUCAAAUUUCGCAGGAAUUGAUGCACAUGGUGCCCAUGUUGCGGUUGAUGUUUUCCCUAUUGGAAUUGACGUGGAUGUUGUACGAAAGCAAGCCUACGGCGAACCACAUAUUGCAGAAAUCGUCACCAAUAUCAAAAAGCAAUACCAGGGAAGAAGAAUUAUUAUCGGAAGAGACAGACUGGAUUCCGUGCGGGGAGUGACGCAAAAGCUGAUGGCAUUUGAAACGUUUCUUGAGCGAUACCCUCAGUGGCACAACAGGGUAGUUUUGAUCCAAGUAACAAGCCCGACAAGUGUAGAGGAGGAAAAGGAGGAAUCUGCAGCAAAAAUCUCAAGCCAAAUGUCGCAUCUUGUCUCUUCAAUCAACGGUCGAUUCGGAUCGCUUGGCUUCUCGCCUGUUCAACAUUACUCUCAGUAUCUUUGCCCGCAAGAAUAUUUUGGCCUUUUACGAGCCGCAGAUAUCGGCCUUAUCACUAGUGUUCGUGAUGGCAUGAACACAACCAGCCUCGAGUAUGUUGUUUGUCAGCACGAAAAUCACGGCCCAUUAAUCCUUUCGGAAUUCUCAGGUACGGCAGGUAGCCUAAGUAGCGCCAUUCACAUCAACCCCUGGGAUCUAGGGGGUGUGGCUGAUGCUAUCAACCAAGCACUUCUGAUGACUCCUGAGGAACGGGAAGCUCAGCACAAACAGCUUUAUAAGCACGUUACGACUCACACAGUAACCACAUGGUCCAACCAAUAUCUUAAACGGCUCCUAACUAACCUUUCCUCCUUCGACCAAUCCAUUGCAACUCCGGCCCUCGACAAAGCUAAAAUACUCUCACAAUAUCGAAAAUCGCGGCGACGGUUGUUUAUGUUCGACUACGAUGGCACCCUGACUCCUAUAGUGAAGGAUCCACAAGCUGCAAUCCCAUCUGACCGUGUACUCCGAACGAUCAAAACACUUGCCGCGGAUCCCAAGAACUCCGUCUGGAUCAUUAGCGGUCGGGACCAGGCAUUCCUUGACGAGUGGAUGGGUCACAUAUCUGAACUGGGCCUGAGUGCUGAACAUGGAUGCUUCAUCCGCCAACCCGGAAGCGAUGAUUGGGAAAACCUAACAGAAAAAUCUGAUAUGGGCUGGCAGAAUGAAGUGUUCGACAUUUUCCAACAUUACACCGAGCGCACACAAGGGUCGUUUAUUGAACGCAAACGGGUCGCUUUAACUUGGCACUUUCGCAGGGCUGAUCCAGAAUACGGCGCUUUUCAGGCCAGAGAGUGCAGGCUGCAUCUUGAAAAUACGGUGGUGAAAAGAUGGCCAGUCGAGGUCUUGUCUGGCAAGGCGAAUCUGGAAGUCCGGCCGACAUUUGUCAAUAAGGGGUCCAUUACCACGCGUCUGGUGAAUGAGUUUAAAUACAAACUGGGCCAGGACCCAGAUUUUGUUCUAUGUUUAGGUGAUGAUUUCACUGAUGAAGACAUGUUUCGCGCGCUCAUCAGCAGCAACCUUCCGCGAGAACGGGUCUUUUCCGUUACUGUUGGUGCCAGCUCGAAACAGACACUUGCGACCUGGCAUCUGCUGGAGCCAGCAGAUGUCAUUAGUACGAUCGCCCUCUUAAAUAGCAAAGCAACUUCCAGUGACAUGGUCCGACAGUGA